UAUCACACAGCCCGACCUCACUGAGGCAGAUACUUAUAACGAGGUAACCAGUGCCAAUUUGGAUGCAACCGGGACGACAAACUGAAUCCUGCCUGGAUUCAAAAUGAGGAGUCCUGAAGUGGCAAUAAUGCCGCUGCGCUGCGUGUACAGUAACGAACAGCUGAUCGACUGUGCUGUGAAUAAUGUCUGAAGGUGCUUGAGUCCGUCUGCAGUUCUUCUGUCUGGGAAAGUUGCGUGUCGGUUGUUUGGGUCUGAGACAAGAUGCAUCUGUUUCGGAGUUACAAUUACCAAGUGUUCCCGGAUCGCUACUCAGGGGAAACAACGACCAUAAGGGGCAUCAGCUGGACUCCACUGCCAGAGGCCCUGAAUUCAAAGGACACCAUGAAGCAGUUUCUUUCAGAUCGUGUUGUGAAAGCAGCGAGGUCAGUGUACAGCUUUAUGAUCGCAAAGAACCCUGAAAUGAUCCGAGACCGAAAGUAUCACCUCAAAUCAUACAGACAAUGUUGUUCUGGUAAGGAGCUUGUUGAUUGGCUGAUGAAACAAAAUGAAUGUCUUCAAUCAAGAAGCCAGGCUGUUGGGAUGUGGCAGGUGUUAGUGGAUGAAGGAAUCCUUGUUCAUGUGAAACAUGAGUUGAACUUUCACGACAAGGACACCCAGUUCUAUCGCUUCCAGGACUCUGAACUCAGCCUGAACCAUGUGACAAAUGAGAAAGACUCAGAAGACGAGCUGCAGGAAAGUCUGUCGCUGCUGUCUCAGCUGGGUCCCGACGCUUUGCUCACUAUGAUUCUGCGGAAAUGCCCCAGUCAGAGGAGUGCUGAGGACUUUGAGGUCAUCUAUGAGGAACUGCUCCAUGUCAAGGCUGCCGCUCAUCUCUCCACCUCUGUGCGGAAGGAGCUGGCAGCUGUGUUGGUCUUUGAAUCACAUGCCAAGGCUGGAACAGUCUUGUUCAGUCAGGGGGACAAAGGCACUUCCUGGUACAUCAUCUGGAAAGGCUCUGUAAAUGUGAUCACACAUGGAAAGGGCCUGGUAACUACGCUACAUGAAGGUGAGGACUUUGGGCAGCUGGCACUGCUGAACGAUGCACCUCGUGCCGCCACCAUCAUCUUGAGAGAAGAUAACUGUCAUUUCCUCCGUGUUGAUAAACAGGACUUCAUACGCAUUCUCAAGGAUGUGGAGGCUAAUACGGUGCGACUGGAGGAGCACGGGAAAACUGUGCUGGUGCUGGAAAAGAGUGCCGACUCGGCAGAGCAGGGAGGAGCAGGGAACAACAGCAAGUACACAGUAAUGUCAGGAACACCUGAGAAAAUACUGGAACACCUACUGGAAACAGUAAAGCUGGACUCUAAUGGAAAUGAUGCUAUGGCUCCCUGUAUGAGUGACUUUCUGCUCACCUACAAAGUCUUCAUGCCCUCCAGUCAACUGUGUUCUGCUCUACAGCACCACUAUUGGGCAGAGCUUUCUGAGGGCUCAGAUCAGGAGAAACUUGUCUACGCUCUCAACACCAAGCAGAAGGUAGUGAAGGUGAUUGGCCAGUGGGUGGCUCUGUGUGGCCAUCUGCUGAAAGAAGACCCCAUUGCUUUCGACUUUCUUGAGAAGCUGAAGAAGGAGGUUGCGGGUGAUUUCCGUCUGUGCGGAGUGCUGAAAGAACAUCUUAGGGACAGGAGGAGAACAAAAGUUUUGGAGAAUGGAUAUCAGUCCCUGAGCAGGAAUCAGCAGUUUGACUGGUUUUCUAACUGUGAGGAGCCAGUGGGGAGGUUACAGCCAAUCAGAGCACAAGAUAAAGUGUUGUAUGAGAUCUACAGACCAGACAGCAAACCACUCACCCUGAUGCUCCCAGUCAACACAUCUGUGCAGGAUGUGAUGUCAGCAAUAGUCAAACCUGGCGGGGAUCACGUCCUGGUCAAAAUGAACUCUACAGGAGAAAGAGCUCAGUUAAAGCUGGAUGCGACUGCAGUAUACACUGCCAUGGGACUCAAUGAGAGACUGUUCAUCUGCACAAGCAGCCAAGUGGAACAACUGACGCCCCUGAAGGAGCAGCAGGGCCCAGAGCGAGGAACAACUGACAUCCUUGAACAAAUGGGCUCUAAAGACAUCGCCAUUGAACUCGCCAACUAUGACUGGGAACUGUUCACUGCAAUGCAUGAGGCAGAGCUCAUCUACUACAUAUUCGGCCGUCAUAAAUUUCCAGGUACUAUCACAGCUAACCUGGAACGGUUUGUGCGCCGCUUCAAUGAGGUGCAGUACUGGGUGGUGACUGAGAUGUGUCUCUGCGAAGAUCUGGUGAAACGAGCCAUUCUGCUCAAGAAGUUCAUCAAGAUUGCUGCAGUAUUAAAGGAGCAAAAGAAUCUCAAUUCAUUCUUCGCUGUGAUGUUUGGAUUGAGCAACAGUGCAGUACAAAGGCUCUACAAGACCUGGGAGAGAAUACCCAGCAAAACAAAAAGAGUUUACUGUGCAUAUGAGAGAUUGAUGGAUCCUUCCCGCAACCACAGGGCCUACAGAUUGGCUGUGGCCAAACUCAGUCCUCCAUACAUCCCCUUCAUGCCACUGCUGCUCAAAGACAUGACAUUCAUCCAUGAGGGAAACCCAAACUAUGUAGACAAAUUGGUCAAUUUUGAGAAGAUGCGCAUGAUUGCCAAGACAGUGAAGAUUGUAAGAGGAUGCAGAAGCCAGCCUUACGUGCCUUCAUCUCCACAGAGGGGCCUGGCAGAUCGGAUGUUUCUGGAAGGUCCUGCUACUCGCAUAUCUACAUACUCAGACCACGCCCUGCCUUUGCGUAAUCCCAGCAACAUCCGACACUACAUUCAGAACCUAAAGGUGAUCGACAACCAGCGCAAGCUAACACAGCUAUCAAGAACAACAGAAUGCUAGGACAUCAACCUGCAAAUGUACAAAGACUGUAGAACUGUAGCAAAACAUCUGAACUGGAGAGUGGAUUGUAGCAGGAUGAGCAAAACUUCCACACUCAUCUAAAUAUGAUGGACCUCUGGAGGUGUUGCUUGAGUGACUGAGCGCCAUAGAUAUUCAGUCUCAUCAAAGGAGGCUUGGACAUUCAUGGAGAGACUUCCUGCACGGCGAUGAGGGAGAAGAUAAGCAGUUUGCACAGUGAUGACGUCUAAUACUGAACCACAGAGUCCAGUUCUGUGUCCAUGAGACUUUAGGGGGAUGCUUUUUAUCCAGAAAGCCUUACAACACACUGGUGUGCAUACAUUUUGGUGUGUGUGUGUCACAGUUGGAACUGAUCCAGUGGUAAUGCCACACAAUAAGCCACACAAUGUUACAACAUGUACAGUUAAGCAAAAUAUGCAUGUGUCUUGUGUCAAAAGUCAUUUAUGUGACAUUUUAUAUACUGCUGUCUGUGGAAUUGAAUAACGUUGAUGGUUUCACAAAGGGCCAUAAGAACACAGAUCUUUGCCAUAGCCAAUCACUUUAGGUCAGUUGUUGUUGUGCACUAGUAUUUUAAAACAAGGCCACUG
Molecule: messenger RNA, 3473 nt
Organism: Scomber japonicus (chub mackerel)
Lineage: Eukaryota; Metazoa; Chordata; Actinopteri; Scombriformes; Scombridae
Gene: rapgef3
Product: Rap guanine nucleotide exchange factor (GEF) 3
Exons: 27
Coding region: 262-2868 (868 amino acids)
Biological process (GO): Ras protein signal transduction; positive regulation of GTPase activity
Cellular component (GO): plasma membrane
Molecular function (GO): guanyl-nucleotide exchange factor activity
Source: RefSeq, a predicted model, not a curated record